UAGUGCCGUAAAAUUUCAAACAGCAACAGAGUCAGCGUGCUUCUUUCUCAUACUGUUCGUUGUUGAUAUUGUUUUAGUAAAAUAAAUUCACAGGAUAAAACUUGAUCAUGGCGGGUGUGCUAUUCGAGGACAUUUUCAACGUCAAAGACAUGGAUCCGGAGGGCAAAAAGUUCGACAGAGUCAGCCGAUUGCAUUGCGAAUCGGAAUCAUUCAAAAUGGAUUUAAUAUUGGACAUUAAUUCUUGGAUAUAUCCAAUGCAACUAGGCGAAAAGUUUCGUCUAGUUUUGGCUACGACGUUGAGGGAAAACGGAUACCCUGACGGCGGAGAAUGGAACCCGCUGGAGACCGAAGGAAAUCGAGCAGAUAGUUUCGAAUAUGUCAUGUCCGGAAAAGUAUACAGGAUAGAAGGUGACGAGGCAGCGAUGGAGCCGGCAUCCAGAUUAGCGGCCUACGUCUCGUUCGGUGGCCUCCUGAUGCGGCUGCAAGGGGACGCGAACAACUUGCACGGCUUCGAAGUUGACCAGCACAUGUAUUUGUUAAUGAAGAAAUUAGCGUUUUAGUUCUAUUAUAUUAUUUGUAAAAUUAACUCUAAGAAAUAAAUUUGUAUAUUUUUAA
Molecule: messenger RNA, 615 nt
Organism: Bombyx mandarina (wild silkworm)
Lineage: Eukaryota; Metazoa; Arthropoda; Insecta; Lepidoptera; Bombycidae
Gene: Rpb8
Product: DNA-directed RNA polymerases I, II, and III subunit Rpb8
Biological process (GO): DNA-templated transcription
Cellular component (GO): RNA polymerase I complex; RNA polymerase II, core complex; RNA polymerase III complex
Source: RefSeq, a predicted model, not a curated record